GGCUGGGAUUGGUAAGGGGACUCGCGUCUCAGUCGCUGCAGUUCUGCACAGCAGCACAUCGGCGGGGACCAUGGCAGGCUCCCCUGACCAAGAGGGCUUCUUCAACCUGCUGAGCCAUGUGCAGGGUGACCGAAUGGAGGAGCAGCGCUGCUCGCUGCGGGCAGGGCCAGGCACCCCCUCCACGAGCGAGAGCGGCCCCGUGCCAGAGAUGGACAGUCUGAUGGACAUGCUGGCCAGCACCCAGGGCCACCGCAUGGAUGACCAGCGUGUGACGGCCAGCGCCCUGCCUGGCUUCCAGCCUGCGGGCUCCAAGGACGGAGUGCAGAAACGAGCUGGGACCCUCAGCCCCCAGCCUCUCCUCACCCCUCAGGACCCAUCUGCUCUCGGCUUCCGUCGGAACAGCAGCCCCCAGCCCCAGACACAAGCCCCCUGAAGGCUGAAGCCCUCUUGCACCCUCCUUGUACCCCCCAAAAGCAGAUAAUAAAACACUUCCGUGAGAAACAAAGAACUGAGCGUAUG
Molecule: messenger RNA, 519 nt
Organism: Pteronotus mesoamericanus
Lineage: Eukaryota; Metazoa; Chordata; Mammalia; Chiroptera; Mormoopidae
Gene: PCP2
Product: Purkinje cell protein 2
Exons: 4
Coding region: 71-433 (120 amino acids)
Molecular function (GO): protein binding; guanyl-nucleotide exchange factor activity
Source: RefSeq, a predicted model, not a curated record